AUGAUUGUCAUCAACAUUCCAGUAGAUGGCAACGUCAACGUCUCUCUUCCACCAGAGCCACGUCCACGUCCACGUCCGUGUCCAACGUUGGACAACAAUGCACCAUCCCCCGGAGAGUCAUUGUCAUCCUCUUCGGGCUCCAGCACACCUGCCUCUGGCCUUUCCUCGUCACGCCGACUCUCUCGUCGAGUGCAGAGUAUGGCCCUCGCAAAUCUCCUCAGCAAUGAUCCAUCUAAAUCCAUCAGAGCUGCCAAGCUUCCAGCAGCGGGCGACGGCUCCACCUCUGACCUCAAAGCACUCGAAUACGAUCUUCCAGCAGACAUCGCCCUUCCACCUUUUGGCCGGCCGUCAAAAGAUGUCGAUCGCGAUCUCGCCCGACUCUACGAAGCUGUAUCAGGUGCGCGUCGCAUUGCUGUCAUCUGCGGUGCAGGUAUCUCGGUCUCUUCUCCAGCUAACAUUCCAGACUUUCGAUCGGCUCACGGUCUCUUUAAGAAGUUGAAAGAAAAGCAUCCCACUGCUGGUCUCUCUUCAGGCAAAGACUUGUUCGAUGCACGACUCUUCAGUUCCGAGAGCACAUCAGCACUCUUCUAUUCCAUGGUCGCUGAGUUGAAGAGCUUGGCUGAUCAAGCAGAGCCCACCAUCUUCCACCGAUUCUUAAAGAGACUCGAUGACCAGGGGAGAUUGCAGAGGGUCUACACCCAGAACAUCGAUGGCUUGGAGGAGAAGGCUGGUCUCAGCUUCGGCUUGGGUGAAGCAGGUGAUUCGACGACCACCGUGCGAGCACUGGGCAAGAGGAAGCGAGCCCAAGUCGGCUUUGCUAGGAGCAAGAGUGACUCGCAUCUCUUCUUUCACAAGCCAGAAGACGAGAAGCGUCCCAUGUUUCCGCGGACCAUUCCAUUGCAUGGCACCUUGCAGACCCUUACUUGCCCCUUGUGCAAUCACAAGCUCAUCUUGGCAAACACAGUCAAGAGUGAAGAGGUACUGACCGGAUCAAGCCAAGGCUCCGCCAGUUUGGGUCAUGAAGCGAGCAAGCAUGCUAUCGAGCUCUUGCAGAAUGGAGAGCCUGUCCCUUGUCCAGCCUGUCAGGAGGCGGACCAUCUCAGGACCAUUGCCGGUUUCCGAUCGAGGGGCGUAGGGAGGAUGAGGGUUGAUAUCGUCUUGUAUGGCGGCCAGAACGAGGGCGCCGAGAGAGUGGGACAAUGUUUGCAGAGAGAUAUUUUGGGUUUGAGAGACCCCAACGAGCCUCCUGUUCCCGAAAGUGCCGCUGAGACGAGGGCGAGGGAGAGGAAGGAGAAGAAAGAGGCGGACAAGUUGAAGUUGGAGCAGGAAUCCCUUAAGAAGGAGGCAGAUCAGAGUAUCGAUAGCGAGGCGGCGGUUGGUUUCGAGCUGGGGAGCUUUUUGCCAGGCGGGGAGAGCAAGGAUGAUAUUCUGGCCAGAGCUUUUGCGGAGCAAGGUGAUGAGAAGAGCGUUGCGAUUGCAGAGCCUGCCAAGAAGAAGCCUACUCGAUCGCCCAGGUUGAAGCCUUUGCCACCUGAUCUGCUCAUUGUGGCUGGUACGAGUCUCAAAGUGCCAGGCACUAAAAGGAUUGUCAGGGAGUUUGCCAAGGCUUGUCAUGCUCAAGACGAGUGGCUCAUCUACUCUUCCGAAAGUGAAGAUGAGAGCAGCAACGCGCAAGAUCGGUCGAACAGCAAGAAGCGGAAGCCACGUAAGAAGCCAGAGGAGAAGGAGGAGGAGGUGGUCGUGGAGCAAGACGAAGAUGAGGAGCACAAGAUCCACGACCCUACAAGACCCAUUCGGACUAUCUUGCUCAACUAUGAUUUCCCUAACCCUGCUCGAGAGUGGCAAGACGUUUUCGACAUCUGGAUUCAAGGCGAUCUUCAGAGAGCUGCACUAUCGCUCUUCCCAACGAAGCAGCUUGGAGAAGACGCACCACAGGAUGCGAAAGUGAUUGAGGAGAUCGUCGGUAGUUACACUUGGGCUAAGUUCAAGGAUUACUUGGAGGAGCAGAGGGCGCUGGCUAAGAAGGAGAAGAGGAAGGCUACUGUUGCUGCAACUGCGGGCGCUUUGGGUGGUGCGAGAAAGGGUAGAUGUAUGGGAAGGACUGUUAGUGCCGCUGCUAAGAUGGAACGUGCUGGGUCCACGGCUUCUGUUGAGUCGACGCAAGUGGUUGUGUCUUCGCAGAUGGAGGUAGGGAAGCAGGCAGUCAAGACGAAAGCGGUGAAGGCGAGGAGUCGAUCCGAGUCGCCUGUCAAGAAGCCUACUCCUCAGCAGCAGCAUAAUGGUACUGCGGCGACGGGGGCAAAGAAGGCUCUGACUCGUACAAAAGGCGGGUUGAAGAGGAGUAACAGCAAAAAGAACCCCUUUCUGGAUUCCGAUUCGUCUGUCUCUCCGUCUCCCGCGUUUGGCUCGAGUACGGUCUCGGUCGACAUCCCAACUAUCGCCGAAGAACACGAGGAUGACGAGACAACCUCAGCAAGGCAUCAGGGAAAAGUUCAUGACGGUGGCACAAAAAAGCAAAGCAAAGAGAAGGAGCUGCCAUCGUCGUGCGCUGUUCCUUCUUUGAGAUGUGGAUGGUCAAGGAGCGUUACUAUGCCCACAGAGCCUCAGUUGACGGUGUUGAUUGAAAGUCAGACUGCCAACAGCAGUGGUGGUGGUGAUGCUGGUGGGAAGAGAAAGAAUAGGCAGAUUAGUGUCAAAGAUGUUGGUAUUGCGGUGAAGCCUUCAGCGGUGUACGGGGGAAAAGCUGUGGGGGUGACGGGAAAAAGGAGACAUGCGGUUAGUGUUGCAGGAGUGAGUGGUGCAGGGGUGAAGAAGGGGAGAUGGGGAAGGACGCAGAGCGAGACUGCUUGUUUGUAG
Ustilago hordei is the source of this 2856-nucleotide messenger RNA. RefSeq names its product related to HST4 - member of the Sir2p family of NAD(+)-dependent histone deacetylases. Gene Ontology annotation, cellular component: mating-type region heterochromatin. NCBI's taxonomy places the organism in Eukaryota, Fungi, Basidiomycota, Ustilaginomycetes, Ustilaginales, Ustilaginaceae. Gene Ontology annotation, molecular function: NAD+ binding; histone deacetylase activity, NAD-dependent. The record is from RefSeq and is a predicted model, not a curated record. Gene Ontology annotation, biological process: replication-born double-strand break repair via sister chromatid exchange; regulation of DNA repair; negative regulation of transcription by RNA polymerase II. The coding region runs from base 1 to 2856 and encodes 951 amino acids. The transcript has a single exon.